AUGGCUGCUUUCUGGGAGAAGAUGGGUGUUGAUCUCGAUACUGGGCCAAGUAUUGAACAAAUAACAGAAGCAUUUUACAGAUGCGACAAUUGGUCUCGGGAUGAUCGCAAGCGGCUGGGAUACCUUGCCAUCUACGCAGGAUACAUUGAAGGGAAAAAGUUCUCAACCGCUACACGGGCUAGUCUUACAAGGCUAGGGAUGAAUUUAGAAAAAUUUGAGAAUUAUCCAUGGGAGAGAGUGGCGUUUAAGGUGCUGAUGGAUUCUCUGAAGGUGUGGGCGUACUAUGCAAUGCCAGAAUUGGGUGCUAAUUAUGGGUCUCCCUUACCAGACGGACCGUCUCCACUGUUGCUGGCUUACAAGGGUGGCCAAGGACGACGCAGAUAUUUUAAGUCGGCUAUCAACAGACAUAUUAACGUGAACAACUUUGUUCAAAAGGACCUUGAUGAAAUGUUUCCAGAAUGGGACAAAGACGUAGAGGACCCUGUCACAUAUAACAUAAUUAAAGUCAUGUUUAAUGGUCCUGGAUGGAAGUGGACCAUGGACUGCUGGAAAGUAACUGGUACUCACAAGGUUGUGAAGAUGGAAGUGAGUCCAGUGAAGAAUGAAGUGAGUUCAGUUAAGACGAAAGCGACUACAGUGAAGUCAGAGAGUGUUGUGAAGGAAGAAAAUAGCAGACCUCGGAAGAAAGCUCGUAAAGGGUCUUCUGUUUCUGCUGAGGCACCUGCAUCGGGUAGUGAUGGCUUUGGGAUGACGAAAGAUCAGAUUGAAAGGGCCUUCAAGGACAUAUCUGAUGCCAUUAGUGAUGGCUUUGGGACGUGCCUUAGGGAGAUCAAGUUGUUGGGGGAUAGGAUGGGAGCUGUGGAGAAGAUGAUCACCAAAAAAGGGAGUUCAUCUGAUGAUAUUCAACUUACAACCGCUUCAAAUCCACCAAAACCCGUGCACGAACCCGAGGUUGGUACCAAAACCUCUCCCAAAAUUGCAGAGAAGAGAGUCACUAGGCAAAGUUGUGGUUGGAUCUUUGCUAGUGAAAGUGUGAAUGGGGCGAAAGCAGGACAUAAUGAAGCCAAAGAACAUAGUGUUACUACAGAACCGAGUUCCUCGACAGAACUCUGUCUUGUGAAACCUGCAGAUGACUUACCGAGUGAUGAACCUAGCGUUCUUAUAUUGGACAAACAAGUAUACACUGCUUCAGAUUCACUCUUGGAGGAAGCUAGAAGGCAGCCAAAGAAGGAGACUGCGAUGGUGAAUCUCCGUGAAAAAAGUGAGCGAGAAAGGAAACUUGCUCCCACACAGCAAACUCCUUUUAAGGGAAACAUCACUGCCAAACAGAUCAUUCCAAACAAAAAGGUUGGUCGAGGCUAUGAUCCUUUUGCACCCUAUGACAAGAAGAAGUCGAAGGAGCUCACUGAAUGGCUGGAACAAGAUCCGUAA
Molecule: messenger RNA, 1431 nt
Organism: Brassica napus (rape)
Lineage: Eukaryota; Viridiplantae; Streptophyta; Magnoliopsida; Brassicales; Brassicaceae
Exons: 5
Coding region: 1-1431 (476 amino acids)
Source: RefSeq, a predicted model, not a curated record